Messenger RNA from Trichosurus vulpecula (common brushtail), 4703 nucleotides. RefSeq names its product dual specificity phosphatase 4 (gene DUSP4). Lineage: Eukaryota; Metazoa; Chordata; Mammalia; Diprotodontia; Phalangeridae. The transcript has 4 exons. Gene Ontology annotation, cellular component: nucleus; cytoplasm. Bases 1 to 1185 code for a protein of 394 amino acids. The record is from RefSeq and is a predicted model, not a curated record. Gene Ontology annotation, molecular function: MAP kinase tyrosine/serine/threonine phosphatase activity; protein tyrosine/threonine phosphatase activity. Gene Ontology annotation, biological process: protein dephosphorylation; negative regulation of MAPK cascade; endoderm formation.
AUGGUGACCGCCGGAGAGCUCCGGGAGCUGGAGGGCAGCGCGCUGCGGCGGCUGCUGAGCCGGGACGAGCGCGAGCGCGCCGGCGGGUCGGGCGUCGGGCCCGGCGGGGGCACGUGCCUGCUUCUGGACUGCCGGCCCUUCCUGGCCCACAGCGCGGGCUGCAUCCGCGGCGCGCUCCCCGUGCGCUGCCACACGAUCGCGCGCAGGCGCGCCCCCGACGGCCCGGGCCGGCUGGAGCAGCUGCUGCCGGCCACCGACGGGCCGGACGCCGAGGCCCGGGGCCGCCGCCUGCGCGCCGGCCUCUACGGGGCCGUGGUGCUGUACGACCAGCGCAGCCGGCGCGCGGCCGAGGCCCUGCGCGCCCCCGACGGGGCCCUGGCCUGGGUGGUGCGCGCGCUGCGGGGGGCCGUGCCGCGCGCGCCCGCGCCCCUCUACCUGCUGCGAGGUGGUUAUGAGAAGUUUUCUUCUGAGUACCCAGAAUUCUGUUCACAAGCCAAGUCCUUGGCCACUGUUUCAUCCCCCAUUCCUCCCACCAUCACGGAACCUCCUGACCUGGGCUCCAGUUCCUGUGGCACCCCACUGCAUGACCAGGGGGGGCCCGUCGAGAUCCUUCCCUUCCUCUACCUGGGCAGUGCCCAGCACGCGGCCCGGAGGGACACGCUGGACGCCCUGGGGAUCACUGCGCUGCUCAAUGUCUCCUUGGACUGUCCGAACCACUUUGAGGACCAUUACCAGUACAAGUGCAUCCCUGUGGAAGAUAACCACAAAGCAGACAUUGGCUCCUGGUUCAUGGACGCCAUCGAGUUCAUUGACUCCGUCCAAGCCCGCCAGGGGCGGGUGCUGGUGCAUUGCCAGGCCGGGAUCUCGCGCUCGGCCACCAUCUGCCUGGCCUACCUGAUGAUGAAGAAGAAGGUGAGGCUGGAGGCGGCCUUUGAGUUUGUGAAGCAGCGGCGCAGCGUCAUCUCGCCCAAUUUCAGCUUCAUGGGGCAGCUGCUGCAGUUUGAGUCCCAGGUGCUGGCCACGUCCUGCGCCGCGGAGGCCGCCAGCCCCCCGGUGACGGUGCCUCGUGGGGAGCCGGCCAAAGCCUCGCCCUCCUCCUCUCAGCUUGUCUUCAGCUUCCCGGUGUCAGCCCCCAGCAGCCUCCCCUACCUUCCCAGCCCCAUCGCUACUUCCCCCGGCUGCUAGGACCCUCUGGGGAGGGCUCUCCCCAGCCCCAGCCGCGCCAGAGAGCUUGCUUCCAGGCUGGGGCGCCUGCCCAGCAGUCACCACGCAUUUAUUAGGCGCCUGCUGUAAGCCAGGCUCUUGCUAAGUGCGGGGCUGUCCCGGGCUGCGUGUCAGAUCCUAGCUCGGCCCCUUGGCUCCUGUGUUUGCUGGGGUGUUGAGGGCCCUUCCCCGACGGGGGCUGCUUCCUCCUUCUGCCCAGCGCGGGGCCUCUCUCCGAUGGCCGGGUCUCCUUCCUGCCUGACCCCGGACCCCCUAGCUAGGCUGGCCGGGCUCAACCUCCCACUAAGAUCACAGACCCUCCAAGAUAGCAAUAAAGGCACGGUUCUCAGCAGCGGAGGCCCGGUCUCAGCUGGCUGGCGGAGCAGGUCGGGGAGAGCAGCCUUCCCUUCUUCCAACAGAAAUGUCUUAAGAACCUCUUGGUGAAGCCCCAUGGCCGGGAGAUGUGCACGUCCUAGGUCCCUCCCUAACUCCCACCAGGGCCCACGGCAGCGCGUUGAUGGCCGCUUCCCCACCCCUGACGGCUUGGGUGGCUGCGGUCACUUUCUGUGUUUAAAAGUAGCCUAGGAGGGCAUCAUUUUAUUCCAGAAAUCACAGACCGGAGAAUCAUGAUAAUAAAUAACACAAAUAUAGGAAGGAACUUGCCUCCUCAGAGUGUGAAAGUGCAGCCAGUCGAGGGUCAGUGAAGACGCCGGGGCCUCAUGGAGGUGUUGAGCACGAUGCCGCAGAUGGGCACAGGCAUCGUGCCAAGGGGGGCUCUUAGAACCCCAGCUUGGAUUGACGUGGUGGCCGGGGGUCUGCUCCCCCUUCAAAGGUUCCCCAGGUGCUAGCGGCAAUGGAAAGCAUGGUCCGUGGGAUGGGGUGGGCUGGGUGACGUCUUGAGCUUCUGUCCUCCUCAGGUCCUCUGGAGAUGCGCUAGCCCCUUAUGGGCACACCUGACUUUAGGUCACUGAGAUGCUUCUCGACUAUGGGAUGUAAACCCAAGGUCCCUAAGGGCCAACGUGCCCGGUGGGCACUCUUUGAAGGCCCUCGCCCAGGAUGAAUCAGCCCUCCAUCUUGUCCUGGGCAAACAUGGAUGAUAUUGUGUGGGCUGGCUUAGAGAGGCACACACCCUGGUCCUAGGAUCCAACACGGUCCCUUGUGAAGUCAGGCCCUCUCUUGAAAUGGUACCAGUUGUUUCCGCUCCUGUGUUUUCCCCAUGCUGUGGCCGUGCGCUUCUGUGGGUCCUGGCUGGAGGGAGUUGGAUUCUUGUCUCGAGAUGGGCUGAUGUUUCUUGUCUCUCCCAGGGAGGGGGCUAAAUGAUACAGGCCUCCAAGCCACACGGUUAACUAGGCUUGUUCCCAUGAUGUGCUUCCUCUAGAAGGUGGCCUCCACAGACCCCCCAGGGUGGCUCUUGCUAGGCUCCUGUCCUGUGGCGGCCUGCUCCCAGUUCUGUGCUGUACAGCACAACCUUUGGGAGCAGAAGCAUAUGGACUGCCAGCCUGCUCUUUGUCCGAUAGCCCGGAGGCAGUUCAGUUCUCAGAGGCCAGGGUUUCAUGCUCUUCCUUUGUGUUGUGGGCUCAGCAGCUGGAGAAGCCGCAGGAAGAUAGCCGGGGAGAGGAGGGAAAAAAGGGAGCUGCCUGGUGAGGGUGAGCACCGGCCAGAGCUGCCCUUCUGCCUGUCCUGGCCAGACAUUUCCAGUGACUCUAAAGGACUCAGUUAUCCAUCUCACCGUGACACAGAUGGUGGUCUCUCUUCUUACCCCUUUCCUUCCAAAUCCCAUGAAUAAGCUGUCCUAGAUAAACGGAUCCUUUUGUUCAUGCUUCGUUCAUAGGUCCACAGAAUGAGCAACUGAGGACCCUCAGAGUUCAUUUAUUCCAAUCUGAAAAGGAAUUUUUCCUGCCACAUCCUAGAAAAAUAGCCUCCUAGUGUCCACUUGAAGGCCUUCACUGAUGGGAAACUCACUGCUUUCCAAAGUGGCCUUUGUGAAAUUCUAGACCUAAUAAUCUCUUUUUGGGAUGAAUCCAGGAAGCUCCUGUUAAUGUUAGGACAUUUUUCCUCAUAUUGACAAACCAGCCUCUCCACAACUCCCCUCACCCAUUCUUCCUGGUGCUGCCCUCUGGAGCCAAGCAGAACCAGACUAAUCUCUUCCAUAUGAUGGAUAAUUUUGAAGACAACUGACAUGUUUUCCCAGAACCUUCUUUUCUCUUGGCUAUGAAUGCCCAGCUCCCAGCCUCAUCUGGCCUGGCCAUCCUCCUCUGGACAUGCCACUAGCCUUCACAUCCACAUCUGAUCAGACUAGGGCAAGGGAAGUAAGCUUCCCUCACUUGCCCAAGAUCUCAUUCAUUUUCUGGUGUCAUUUAAAAGAAUUCCCAAAUGAGAAAAAAAUGACCAUAUAUGGCAUGGGAAUUGCCCAGUGUCACAGAGCCAGGAUGUGUCCAGACUUAACCCCAGGUCUGGCUGACCAAGACUAGCCCUCCACGAUGUCAAAUUCUCAGCAUCCAAGCCACUGUGCAGAUGCUGAAAUCUGUAUUAGUUGUGGAAAUUAGCUCACUGGGAGCUCCCAGUGCUACUGAGAUCAAAGGAAAGUGUCCCACAUUGUUCCAUUCCUUUGGAACAUUUUUAAGUCUUCUGGCAAGGAUGCCCUCUAGCAAACUACUGUCCCCACUGGAUGACCAUAGUCAUCUGGGUCACUCCUCACACAGUUCUACUCUCACAAUUGCCUGUGGCCUGGAUGGCAGAGCUUGGGCACAAAGGGACACCUUCUAUGAUUUACUCACCUCUUCAGGUGCAAGAGGGAAGAGGUUUCCUCCUGGCUUCUGGGCAUUGAGGUGGGGCCUUUCUGUUCUCAGGAGAAAUCCUGCCAGCUUCAUUUCCUUUGAGCUUGUUGGUGGCCAGUCAGCCUUUGAAUAUAGUAUCUCUCCUGGAGAGAUCAUGAAUGCCAUGAACCCUUCCCUUCUGAGGCCUGACACACCUGUGUUAGUGGACGCCUUCACUGGGAGGUGCCAGGCUUUAGUCCUCUGAGUGGAGAUUCUAGGUCAUGUUCUCUUGUCCUAUUUGAAAGGAUAGUUUGGGGGGCCAGCCAGAAGGCUCAGGUCCAGUUUCUGGGGAGAGGGGCUAGAGAUUGAGAGCUGAGCAAAGGAAGUCCUUCUUAGCUUUGGACUGAAUCUGGCCCCGCUGACCCCGUUGAACACCAGAAAGCUCACGUUGCUCAAAGCCUCGAUGGCCAUGGAGCUGGGGCCAGAUGAGACUCUAUCCCAGGGACAUCCCCCCUCCCCCAACUCGUCUUCCAACUGGAGGGCAAGAAGGAAAAGCCUUUCAGGAUAGUGGAGGGAGCAGAGCAACACCUUCCUCCUCACUCUGUAAACAGCCUCGGUGUCUUGGUGUGUCUGGUGUCUGCUGCGCCUAUGUGGCGUAUCUUGUUUGGGUUUUGCUUUGUUUUCUGCUUGUUGUUUCUGUCUCCUCAGUGGUUUUUAUUUAUUGCUUGAAAAAGACCAUUUGAG